GUGGUGCUGAAAGCAGAAAAACACAUUGAGGCUCCAGUUGCUGUGCAGCCGGCAAAGCGAGGGCAUACAAGACACACGAGACAAAAACUCAAAAUGACCAGCCGUAGAAGAAGACUGGGGGUAUGAGUGUUCCUGAAGAUGAGUUGAGAAGCGCACAGCAAGAGAAAACAGCAGUCCAGGAAAAGGAAGGAGAGAGCGGUAGAUACGAUGACGCUGUAGUGGAAGGUGGCGACAGUAGGCAGUGGGCGUGUUCUUCUUGUUUUGAUCUAUAGUUGGGAAGCCGGUGUCAUCUGCUUAAGCCUGACUAUUCCAACCUGUGUGGCUGAGCUGGACAGAGGGAGCCGGCAGGGAAUGCCAUAUCUGGAAACCCACACCAUUCUGCUCUAACUUGGUCUCAACCUUCAGGGCACUGCGAAUGAGGAGCCCUUUCACCUGUGGGACACUCUGGGACAUUUUGUGCAUUUGGACUUAUUAAUGCAGAAAGACAGGCACUGUGAAGGAAGCAUUAGAAAAAACGCGAGUGUUAUGGCUGCAACUGCAUGGGGAGUUUCAUGUGAGAGUGCAUGAGUGUGUAUUUGUGUCGUGCUUGCAGUUGCGGGUGCGGUCUGUUGCUACACUGCGUCUCCCUCUCGUCUCUAGAAUGUGCAGAUGUGUGGAGCAGUAAAGCUGGCACCUGGCUUGGAGUUUGACAACAUCUGGACUGGAGGGGCUGCAUCUCCCAUUUCUGCCCAGUGGGGGGGGCAUUGGGCUGGGCACCCAAUGGCCCAGCUCCCCUCUAACACCAGAAUUAUCCCGGGUCACAGGGACUCCUUCUAGCUAGCCAAUAAGUUGGACCAUACAAUGGAUGGAAGUCUACUUGGAUUUAAGUGGAAUAGUGCACUGGUGCUCCAGCAUCGUUCAGAGUUCACUAGUGUGCACUGGACUCAUCAGGGGAAGACAGAAGACACGUUGGUCCACAAACCUGCAGGGACACAGCCUCAUUAAUGCUGUGGAAACACUUGAAGAAUGAUGAGCUCCAAAGAGGAGGAAACUCUCCGUUUUUUCCAGUAUGUUGAGGAGAAUGGGCUGAGAGCCUACAAUGGCCUGGUAGCACAGAACUUGGACCACGCCAGGAAUGAGAGAAAUAAGGCAUACCUGCAGGAAAAAAACGACAAGAAGAGAAAACAGGAGGAAGCCAUAAGGAGGACGGGUGAAGACAUAGCAACUGAAGGCAAGCACCUGCGUAUGGGCUCUAUUACCAUGCCGGACCCCCAGGAGCGCAUGUCCAUGCCCCACCCGCAUGCCCUUGCCUGUGGGCAGGGCUUCUCUGUGCGCUCCCAGUCCCUCCACUCUGUCGGUGGUGGGAACAGUGGGGGUGGAGGAGAGGAGGAAGUGGGAAGCCCGACCUCCAGGAAGCAGCCCCCUCCCAAGCCCAGGAGGGACCCGGCCACCAAGCUGAGCAUGUCGUCUGAGGCUGUGGACCACAGUCCCAUGUCCACCUGCCGCGGGGAGAGAUGUGACGCAGCUCAAGGAUGCAGUGAGGACUGUAGGAGGGUGCCGCCACCGAAGCCCAAGAGGAACCCCAAUACACAACUGAGCGUUUCCUUUGAUGAGUCCUACAUCAAGAGUCACAGAGGCAGCGGGGUUUGUCCCUCCAAACACCUCCACCAUGUCACCUCACCCUGCGAACGCAACUCCUCGCCUCCACAGAGCGAUGAGAGCCCUACAGAUGACUAUGAAGAUGAACCUGUCUACAUAGAGAUGGGCGGCAUUGAUGUCGGAGCACGGGAACCACUGAAGAGUGAGGAUGAGGAGCCAGGAGAGUCUGUGUAUGAGGAAAUGAAGUACCCAGCUCUGGAUGAUAUGGAGUACCGUACAGACCCUGUGGGAUGCCGCUCUGCAUGCCCAACCCCUGCACCCUAUGACCCUGAACCUCUCAGUCGCUGCUCCACACCCCGAAACAUUCCCCUCUGUGACAUUCCUGCACCUUUUCCCAAUUUACUCACCCAUCGGCCUCCGUUGUUGGUGUUCCCGCCAGCACCAGCACAGUGUUCACCCAACUCAGACGAGUCUCCCCUCACCCCUCUAGACGUAACCAAAUUGCCCAUGCUGGAGAACCAGUCCUACAGCAAAUCCCCAACAUCCUCAACUGAGCCAGCAUCCUCUGCACACAUCCGCAGGGAGCUCACUGCUACCCCAACCCUCACCGUCUCUGGGCGCUCUUCUGCACCCCCUCUACCCUGCACCCUCUACAAAUCAUCCUCAUCGUCUUCCUAUCAGCGCAGCCACUCUGCUUGCCCAUCGCCCGUCAGCAUGGGUCGCUGUCUCACCCCUCUGAGCCUCAUGCGUACACCUCCCUUUGACGCUGCAAUGCCAUUCCCUGGGGGUCUGCCUCGCAGUGCCUCUGCCACACCUCAUGGCAAAGGCUCCCCACCUCAAGAUGGCGUGGGUCGGCUCCAUGGCUCAAUGCAGAAUGUGUCAACGGGGCGAUCGCGGACACCCACCAGCCCGCUGGACGAACUAACCAACCUGUUCACCACAGGCAGGAACAUGCUGAAGAAAAAUGCAAGUGGCAGAAAAUCUAAAGAGCCUGGAGAAACUGAGUCCAAAAGCAAGUCUCACAGUGAGUCCAAGAGCAAGUCUCACAGUGAGUCCAAGAGCAAGUCUCACAGUGAGUCCAAGAGCAAGUCUCACAGUGAGUCCAAGCGGGAAGGCAAGGAACGCCACAGUCACAAUAAGGAGUCCAAGCGAGACUCCAAGGAGCGCCACAGCAAAGAGUCUUCGCACCGGAGAGACAGAGACAAAGACAAAGACAAAGACAAAGACAGAGACAAAGACAAAGACAAAGACAGAGACAGAGGGAGCAACAAUGUAGAGCAACUGUCCCACAGACGCAACAGUAAAGACCGUACUUGCAGUAGUGUAGAUGCACCACCUGUUCGCAGGGACAGCAGGGACAAGGGCUGCAGCAGCGUAGAGCCCAUCCCUGUGAGGCGGGACUCCAAAGAAAGGGGCUGCAGCUCCUUGGAACCCAUCUCUUUGAUAAGAAGAGACUCCAAGGACAGAGGGGUCAGCAAUGGAGACUUGAUGCCAAGAAGAGAUAGCAAAGAUCGAAGUGUAGGACACGGAAUGGAGUCUCUGCUGAGACAGGACAGCAAAGACAGGGAGAGACUGCUAGAGCAGCCACCUGAGCUGUUGCCGAGGCAAGACAGCAAGGAAAGGCUGAGGAACGGUGUAGACUCUAGACAUGACAGCAGAGAGAGACUGCUAGAUCAGCCGCCUGAGCUCUUAUCCGGACAGGAUAGCAAAGAGAGACCCAGGAACGGUGUGGAUUCAAAGCAUGAAAGCAGAGACAGGCCACCUGAGCUUUUACCCCGACUGGAGAGCAAAGACAGAGCUAGAACUGGAGCAGAAUAUAGGCAUGAUAGCAAAGAGCAUCGUCCUGACUUGUUACCCCGACAGGAUAGCAAAGAGAGAGUCAGGAGUGAGAUAGAGCACAGGCACGAAGGUAGAAUAGACCAGCCACCAGAGAUCCUGCCACGACAAGAAACUUCCAGAAACGGCAACAGCAAGGACAGAGUUGUCUACAGCUCAGAAUCCAAGAAUGAGGGGAGAGAGCGGAGCUACCACAAUGGAGGUGAUAUUCCUCCUCCACCACUACCCAAGCAGGAAAGUAAAGAUCUGGUCAAAACUGGUCUCGAGGUCAGACGGGACAGCAAAGACAGAAGUCUGAAUGGCUCUGAGCCACAUUAUUUUGAUGUGAAGAACACCAAAAGCGCUGCCGCAAUAGAAUAUAGGUGUGAUAGCAAAGAGAGAGGAUACAGACCUGAUGGCACACCCCGACGAGAGAACAGAACAAAUUACAGCACGGAACAAUCAAAAGCACAAGAGAGGAAUGGUAGCACAACGACAGGGCAGCAUUCAUCCACAACAACACCCACACACCACGGGAGAUCGUCCGGUAGCCCGCCAAUGACUUUGGCAACAGGAAAUGACCUGAAAGCAGCACCGAAAUAUGGCCGCUCACCCUCCGCCCCUGCUAACCCCUCACCAAUGGGAACUCCACAAAGGAGAGCAGCAGAUACACAUCAAAGUCAGAUGCCCCAGAUGCCAUGGAUAUGUGGGGACACCACCAUGCUAGAACAGAUCGAGAGGAAACGCACCCUCUGCAUGGAGAUCCGCUCCAGACAGCACCCGCACCUGCAGAGAUCUCUGGAGAGGCCUCCUCCUCCGCCUCCUCCAGACAGGAAUGAGGACAGGCAGCAGGAGCGUAGUCAGUGCAAGCAGGAGAGUGCAUCUGUCCUCCCAUACUGGGGGAAGAGCAGCGGGGCCAAAAAGAUUCGUCCUCCUCCUUACCCCACACAGACAACCGUAUUCUGGGACACAGCCAUCUGACUGUAACAACACACUUGCACCUCCCUGCCACACAACACCCCCAAUUACCCACUCCCUCUCUCCUCGAGGCUGUGCUGAUUCCUCCCUGCAACAUCAGGGAAAUCAAGACAGGCAUUAAGAGCACCAGGGGGUGAUCCUUUCUGAUGUCAAAGGACAAUGGUGGUUACCAUAGCAAUAUUUCUGCUCGUUCAGGUUGUCAUGUUUUCUUAUCAUCAUUGGUGAUAUUUGAUAUUUUUCUAUUUCCUGUGACUGGAUUCUUGUAAUAUAAUUAGUAGAAUAGAAAUUUGAUGAAUAGAUAUUUUUUAAAUGAGAUGGGGACUAAAAAGCAGCUUAAAUUAUGUAUAGUAGAUGUAGAUACUGUCGAAUGUUUGUUUUUUAAGUUAUUUUUGGUUUGGUUAUUUUACAUUUGAAAGCAUAAUCUAUCAAUACUUGUGCUGUAGUAGCCUAAUUUUCUUAUGCCCAACUCUUUUUGUGCUCAAAAGCACUGAAGUGAAUGGACUAUUGAAUUAUGUCUAUAUAUACUUUACAUUUUCACUGUUGUAUAGUAAGUUGAGGAGUUGACGUCAACGUGCUUUAGAUUCCAGCGCCCUCCAUGCCUGGUCCAGUAUGUUGUAGAAUGUACAACAGUUGGUCCUAGAAACAAAGACAGGAAACUUUCUGUGCUUCAGUUUGUAUAUUACAGUGAGAAGCUGUGUCGUCACUACGUCAAAGCCUUUUGAAGCAGUUGAAUCGUUUUAUAGGUGAACCUGUUGGCUGGCAUGUUGUAGAUGACAAGAGAAAGUGUGAAAUGUUUCUGUUGUAUUCUAAGAUACACUAUGAGGGUGGGAUGGGGAGGUAGUAAAUUAGAACAUACAUUUUAAACAGUAUAAUUUACAAAACCAGCCAAAGCCUGUAAAAGCAAGAUAUGGGUGUGGUUGCACUUGGGAUGUUGGGUUAUUUGAAAUGGGGCAGUGGCAAUAGCUGGACAGUCCCAGGCCCCUUACCUUUGCCAUGCACACUGCGAGCACCAUGACACAGUGUAAAUACUUUUUGCCAACGACCGGCCCGUACAAUCAACACCUGAGCUUUUAGAACGUUUCUUAAUUUAACUGCAGAUUAUAAUAGCCAUAUGCACUUGCUUAAGAAAUAACUUUCAAGAUUAUGCUUAUAUAUAUAUUUUUGAAAAUGUUAGGAGUAGCGAGCUGUGCCAUGUAAGUUUUAAUUUAUUGGCUGGGAAAUUAAAGCCUCAGGAGACUGGCUGUGUGUGACAUACGGUCAUCUGUGAUGUAGCUGUCUCUGACAAUAUUCCCAAAUUGAAUUGGCUGGCAACCAUUUUAAAAAUCAAGUCUUUUAAGGACCUAUCACAUGGCAACAGCUCUACCCAGUCAAAAAGACAGGGGUUGCACAAGGGCCUACAAAUAUUUGAGGCUUUGUUGAAAAAAGAAAAAAGAAAUGCACUACCCAUCAUCUUCCAUCACAUUUAAUCAGGCUGGUAACAUACAUUUCCUUCCCCCCCAGCUCUUUCCCUCUACCUCAGCCCCCUGCUUACAUCAUCUAAAUUGGUUCUCUUUGCACAUGAAAAUGCAAUGUCAACAUUGCCAAAAUAGUAUGGGUUUGACAAAUGAGCUAGUCCUCAGAGUGCAAGUGCAGUACCCCUUCUCUGGUGAGAAUCAAUUCUACAGAGGUCCCUCUGUGUUGUGUUGUGUUGUGUGUGUGUGUGUGUGUGUGAGAGAGAGAGAGAGAGAGAGAGAGAGAGAGAGAGAGAGAGAGAAAGAGCCGUGCAUGUAUGCUGUUUGUGUGCCAAGCUACACUGUAUGCAAGUUGAAUCUUUACAAAUGAUUGUUUUAAGACAUUCACUUUGCCCUAUCCAUGGUGUUGGUGGGUGGAGGUUGGAAAUGUAAUAACAAUGAUGUACAAUCUUUUUGUGUGUAUACAUGUGCACUGUGAAAAGGUAGAGAGAGCACCGCACUGUCAGAGUCCUCUGUCCUAUUGCACUGAGUGUUCUCUUGUUUUGCGUAACAAAAAAAGGAAAAAAACAUGUUUGAGGAAAAAAGUACUGUAUUCUGAUUGUCACUUGGGUUCUGUUGAGAGAAAUAAAUAAAUAUGAAGUUGAAACCCA
Messenger RNA from Scophthalmus maximus (turbot), 6472 nucleotides. It is a transcript of the gene nyap2b, whose product is annotated as neuronal tyrosine-phosphorylated phosphoinositide-3-kinase adaptor 2b. The record is from RefSeq and is a predicted model, not a curated record. Bases 1006 to 4374 code for a protein of 1122 amino acids. The transcript has 7 exons. Gene Ontology annotation, biological process: neuron projection morphogenesis; phosphatidylinositol 3-kinase/protein kinase B signal transduction. NCBI's taxonomy places the organism in Eukaryota, Metazoa, Chordata, Actinopteri, Pleuronectiformes, Scophthalmidae.